Selaginella moellendorffii is the source of this 2519-nucleotide messenger RNA. RefSeq lists its product as uncharacterized. NCBI's taxonomy places the organism in Eukaryota, Viridiplantae, Streptophyta, Lycopodiopsida, Selaginellales, Selaginellaceae. Bases 489 to 2414 code for a protein of 641 amino acids. The record is from RefSeq and is a predicted model, not a curated record. The transcript has 3 exons.
GAUACGAGCUGCGCAGAGAGCGGCGCCGCUGUUCCGGCAACGCUUCGUCUUCACGCAGAGCAAUCUGGGGGCAGGCGCAGCGCUUCGAGCUUCCAAUGCGGCUAUCGCGCGGCUGAGCACCACGGAGCAAUCUUUGGAUACUAUGCUUCCCAAGCACAGCGCCAGGGCUGCUUCUCGCCUCGUCUCGUGCAUUUCAAUGGGCUCCGUGCGUCACGGUGCCGAGGGCUAUUUCGUGCGCUACGUGAGCCCUUACUGAGGCUAAACCGGUACGGAAGGAUGUGUACGUUAAGGUGUUUAGACGGGUCAGCAUUUUGUUUUUUCAUAAAAUUUUUAAAAAAGGUUUGGUCUGUUGCAACUUCUUCCGCUGUUCUUGACGAGACUUUGCUUUGCUUUUGUGAGACCUGUGGACGCCGCCCGCCACCUCCGCUCCGCCAGCCCGGUGGACGAGCGCCGCCUCUCCUGCAUGGGCUUUAAAGUGGAGGAGGAGAAUGGUGCAGGCUGGGAAGGAGAAGCCAAGCAGGAGACCACCAAACCGAGCGCAGCGGCCCAUGAUCUGGCAGGAUGGCAUGGCCGAGGUGAAGGAGACGUUCCGGAGGGUGGCAUUGGUGAAGCACGCUGGGUUCUCGGUGUGGGAUGACCCGCGCAGGGGUCCCACGCUUGAGAAGAUCUUACGGUGGAACAGGCAGGCCAGGAAUUUGUCACAGGUGCCAAAGUCACUUCGAGAGAAAAUCCCCGUCAAGGUCCUCAAGGAGAUUCAGAACAACCGCUCGGUCACUGGCUACGUCUCUCAGACACACCUCCAGAACGUCAAGGGAAUGUGCCAGCGGAUCCACUCGCAAAAGUCGUUCAACGAGCGCCGGAAGAAUCUCUACGACCCGACCAUGUAUCCAGUCUUCGUCCGCCGUCCUCCCACUGUGGCUUGCCUCAUCGACACCUCCGAGCUGGACACCAGCCCGAGAAACAUGCACUCUCACUUCCGGAGCCGCAGGAGGCCUUACUCGUCCCCCGCGUAUGAUCAUAUGGCUCCGCUCUCCUACACGCCUCAGCCGUUCAAGCUGCUCUACGAUAUCUCAAACGGUUCGUAUCCAGUGUGCUCGUUCGCCAAGAGGCCCAGGUCCGGAGCUGCGGCACUGCCUUCCUCGACCAGCUGCUACGGUCGAAUGUUUAACAGGUCUGCGUCUGCGAUGGCCAAGAAAUCCGUGCUGGACAUUGCAGAGGCUCUGGAGAGGCAGCGGGGAUCGUCAGCUCCUACUGGGAACAGUCACCGGCAGCACAGGUCUCGAAGGCCGCCUUCCGUUUCAUCGCCGUCGUCGUCAGCAAGCAGCACACCCAAGAGCAUCACUAUGGGAUGGCUGGACUUUAGAAGGAACAAUGCGCCGCAGCAGGAGCUAUCAAGCAACCGGAGCAACAGCAACGAGGGGGAGAGCAGGCCACCGUCAAGGUGCGCAAACCGGCCACCUUCCAGCAGAUCGUCGUGGAGGAUCAAUCUGGUGGAGCGUCCGACGCUGGAGGAUCUAUCAAACCGCAGCACCUAUUCGGACUGCGUGUCCCUCGAUUCUCUUGGGAUGCCGGUUCUCUUCUCCUCGAGAGCAGCCGACGAAGCAACCAAGCCCAAGGUCUCGGUUCCAAAGCUACGUUUGAGAGGUGGCAGCAGCCCGAGGAAAUCUCAGGUGACAUCCUCAGCGCUCAGUAUCGUGGAGCACGCGGAACAAAGCAAGCAGAUCGAGCUGUGCAGCGGCGUUGCGACGUGCUCGGAGGACGAGGAACUUCGGGUAUCGUUUCAGCAGGAGCAGCAGGAGAGGCGGCCGAGACCAUCCACAGCCAACGUCCCGCCGCUGGUGAAUCAAUCCUCGGAUGGAGAGUCCUUCUCGGAAUGCAACUGGCGGCCGCAAUCGGCAUCCAAUGCAGUGGGUCGCAGGGGCUCGAGGGUGACUUUCGCAUCUCCAGUCGAAAGCAGAUGGGAUAGCAGCAACAAGUCUCGCCUCCGCAGCAGCAUUGAUUCUCCGGGAGAAGAACUUGCAAGCGGCGGAGAAGUGGAGGAGGAAAUCCUGCUCGAAGAGGAGAAGGAGGAGGAUGAUGUGGUGGUGGUGGGGAACAAGGAGGAAGAACAGGAAGAACAGGAGGAGAAAGAGGAGGAGCGGGCCAAUAGCAGCAACGAGGACGUGAUAAUCAAGCACUCGUCCGACCCGUACGUGGAUUUUAAGAGCUCCAUGAUGAGCAUGAUUGAGAGCGAGGGGCUGGAGAUGGAGGGAAGUAGCAGCCAGGAAUUGGACGAGCUCUUCCAGUAUUACAUGGAUCUCAAUCCUCGAAUGCACCAUCCCAUUCUAGCUCGAGUCAUCCGCGACAUCAAACAAGAGUUGGAUGACCAGCGAGCCCAAAGUUCCAAACUCUCCCCCUCGUCAACUUCGAUCUAGGUGUCUUUAACGUAAUUUUUUUCAAUCAAGUGGUGUUUUCCUUGGCAUUGUCUUGGUGUAUAUAAUGGAUUGUCAUAGUAUGGCAUUAGUCUUUGUUUGAUAUAA